UCGUUUGACUGCGUGCUGGGCCCCGGGUGCAGCCAGGAGGAGGUGUACGAGGGGUGCGUGGCGGACCUGGUGGCCGCCUUCCUGCAGGGCCACACCUCGUGCGUGCUGGCCUACGGGCAGACCGCCAGCGGCAAGACGCACACCAUGGGCAUGGCGGGCAUCCCCGCCGACGAGCGCGAGCUGGGCAUCCUGCCGCGCGCCGCCGCCGCCGUGUUUGACCACGUGCGGCGCCACAGUGGCGCGCCGGGCGACCCGGCGGGCACACGGUACCAGCUGGAGGUGCAGUUCCUAGAGGUGUACCAGGAGGAGGUGGUGGACCUGCUGGCAGGCGCUGCCUGCCUGCCUGCCUGCUGCGCUGCGCUGCGCUCCCUCCGCGCAGGCGAGCACGGCGACGUGCUGGCGCACAACGCGGUGCGGGUGGGGGUGGCCUCCUCCGCGCAGCUGCUGGCGGCGUUUGAGCGCGGGGUGCAGCUGCGCAGCGUGGGCGCCACCGCCAUGAACAGGCACAGCUCCCGCUCCCACGCCAUCUUCACACUGCUGCUCACACGCGCCUGGGCCGACGUGCGCGGCAGGCGGCUGAGGGCCCGCUCCAAGCUGCACCUGGUGGACCUGGCGGGCAGCGAGCGGCAGCGGCGCACGGGGGCCGCGGGGCAGCGCCUCAAGGAGUCGAGCGGCAUCAACUCGGGCCUGCUGGCGCUGGGCAAGGUGGUGGCGGCGCUGGCCCGGCUGGACCCUGCCGCAGACGCACGGCCCCACGUGCCCCUGCGCGACUCCAAGCUCACCCGCCUGCUGGCCGACAGCCUGGGCGGCACCUCCGCCACCGUGCUCAUCGCCUGUGUGGCGCCAGACAUGAUCAACCUGGAGGAGAGCCUCAGCACGCUCCAGUUUGCGUCCAGGGCCCGCCACAUCGCCAGCAGGCAGGAAGUG
This is a messenger RNA of Chlorella variabilis, 927 nucleotides long. RefSeq lists its product as hypothetical. Gene Ontology annotation, biological process: microtubule-based movement. The transcript has 5 exons. The record is from RefSeq and is a predicted model, not a curated record. The annotation marks the transcript as partial. Gene Ontology annotation, molecular function: microtubule binding; microtubule motor activity; ATP binding. Lineage: Eukaryota; Viridiplantae; Chlorophyta; Trebouxiophyceae; Chlorellales; Chlorellaceae.